This is a messenger RNA of Cyclopterus lumpus (lumpfish), 1344 nucleotides long. RefSeq names its product DMRT-like family A2 (gene dmrta2). Lineage: Eukaryota; Metazoa; Chordata; Actinopteri; Perciformes; Cyclopteridae. The transcript is spliced from 2 exons. The coding region runs from base 1 to 1344 and encodes 447 amino acids. The record is from RefSeq and is a predicted model, not a curated record. Gene Ontology annotation, molecular function: DNA-binding transcription factor activity, RNA polymerase II-specific; protein binding; RNA polymerase II cis-regulatory region sequence-specific DNA binding. Gene Ontology annotation, cellular component: nucleus. Gene Ontology annotation, biological process: sex differentiation; germ cell development; regulation of transcription by RNA polymerase II.
AUGGAUCUGAGACAGGAGCUCCCCACAGUCUCCUCCGCCUCUCAAAUGAACCUAAAUCCGGUCUCAUCAGCCUCCAUCCCGGUGUCCUUGGCCGGGAGCCUCCUGCGCGGCCCUCCGCUCAUCCUGCGCGCCACGGACAAGUACCCGCGCACACCGAAGUGCGCCCGCUGCAGGAACCACGGCGUGGUGUCCGCGCUGAAGGGCCACAAGCGCUACUGCCGCUGGAAGGACUGUAUGUGCGCCAAAUGCACACUGAUCGCCGAGAGGCAGCGCGUCAUGGCGGCGCAAGUGGCGCUGCGGCGGCAGCAGGCGCAGGAGGAGAACGAGGCGCGAGAGCUGCAGCUCCUCUACGGCACGGCGGAGGGUCUCGCCCUGGCCGCCGCCAACGGCAUCAUCCCACCGCGUCCAAACUACGAGGUGUUCACCUGUGUCAACAGCGAGAGUAACUCAGGUGAGUGGAAUUCAAGUGUCCUGAAGUACGAGCUGUUUCCAAAGAGCCAGCUGUCCGCGUCCGCCACUUCUCAGCUGAUUGUGGGGAAACCGGCGUCCGCCGAAAGCGACUCGGCCCCGGGCAUCUCUUCCCCAGACGGUCGACAUGGAGGCUCGGGUUCCGAGAACGGAGACAGCGAGUCUUUCAUAAGCUCGCCGGUCUCCAAGCCUUUGAAAGACGGAGGGGAAACUCCUCGCUCCGUCAGCUCCCUUGGCUCCGAUUCUGGCUCCGAGACCGACAAGGACGAGCAGGAGCCGUCCCCGUCCUCUGCGGCCUCCCGGCACAUGAACGCCAUCGACAUCCUGACCCGAGUGUUCCCGAGCCACAAGCGCAGCGUCCUGGAGCUCGUCCUGCAGGGCUGCGGUAAGGACGUGGUGCAGGCCAUCGAGCAGAUCCUCAACAACAGCGGCGCGCAGGGCUCCAACAAGGCCGGGGCAGAACAGACAUGGACGGCCGAGAGGGUGCUCCAAAACGCACAGCAGUCUACGGCGUCCUCCGCAUCCACGACCGCCCCGACGAGGCCCAUGUUGCCCGGGGCCAUGACGCUCAGUAACCGCUCUGCGUUCUCUCCUCUCCAGCCAAACUCCCCGCACUUCGCCGCGGACCCCAGCACCUAUCCUCUGAGCACCCACCUGGGGCUGAACCCGCUGCGGCUGGCCUACUCUGCGCACAGCCGGGGACUGGCCUUCAUGACGCCUUACUCCACCACCGGGUUGAUGCCCAUGGGCUUCAGACCCCCGAUGGACUACGCCUUUAGCGACCUGAUAAGGGACAGGACAAUGUUACACAAGGAGCAAGGCUAUGCCACCGGCCUGUACGGGCCUUUGGUCAACAACACGCCGGAAAAACAGUGA